AAUAAUAAUAAUAAUGGCUUGAAAUUAUGAUGAUAGAAACAAAGCCAGGUAAGUUUAUUCUAUUCUACAACAAUCCAAUAUCUGUCAACAACAAAGCAUUUCAGAGUGCUUUACAUUGCACAUAAAAAGAAAUUGAGACACAAGGUGAGGAGUAAAGGAAGCAGCAAUAAUGAAUAAUAUAUCCAGGGCUGCAAAUAAUGACUGUUCUCAUUAUCGAUUCAUCUGACAUUUAUUUAACUGGAUUAAUCAUUUAUUGUAUAAACUACAAUACAGGUGUAGUGUGAGCAUGGUGCAAAAAUAUGAUUAAUUGGGACCAAGAUUUAUUUUAUCAAUUAUCCCUUUUAUCUAUAUCAUUUUGUUGAUUAAUCAAUUAAUAUAUUGAAGAAGGCCUAUUAGAAUUUGCCACAACUCAGAUGUUUUGUUUUGUCUGAUUAACAAUCAAAAUUCUAAUUUUCUAAUAUCACGUCUGACAAAGAAAAGCAGAAACUCCUCACAUGCAAGAUGCUGGAACCAAAUGUUUGGCAUUAUUGCUUUAAAAAAUGACAAAAAUUAAACUAUAAAAAUGUGAGAAUAAUGUAUAAUAACACCACUGUGUACCCACAACAGAAAAAGGGGAAAAUAACAUUUCUAUUUUCAUAUUUUCCUAUGAAUAUUCUCAUUAUAACGAAUAGCAGAAACUCUGUCCUCAGUCCAAUUAUACCUCCACAGCACUGAGCUGGAGCUGCAGACAAAACAUGGCAGACAACAGUCAGGGUGUUACAAGGCUUACAGGCUUGUUGCCAUGACAACAGAGGACCCCCUCCACCCCCCUUCUCUCUCUCUCUCUCUCUUUCGGGCACACACACACACACACACACAGACACACACAGAUAUAUACAGUAUUACAGUGGAAUCCGCCUUGCUCUGAGAUCCGUGCUCUGCUAUUGGAAGCAGGAAAAAUAAAGGAAAUACAGCACGGAGCGUAGGGAUACUCCACAUCUCCACAUCUGUUUUGGAUGCUCCAAAUGAGUGUACCUGCAGCAACGGCACAGAAAUCAGACGGCAACAACAGUGAAAUGCAAUCAGCUGCAGUGGCUCCCUCCUUCAUCCCCAGCCAGUCGGGGAAGAUACCGGGCAGGAAGAGAGGGAGACCCCCGCUCCGCAAUGUCGCCAAGAUGGAUUUUCCUAACCGUUACCCGGAAUCGCUCCCUCCACUCAAAGUGCCAAAGAAGAGGGGGAGAAAGCCGGGCUUCAAGCUCAAACCCAGGAUGGUGAUGACACCGUUGGCUAUUUCUCCACCCAGCAGCACCCCUGAGCCUGAUAUGAGCUCCAUUCCUCAGGAUGCUGCCACCAUCCCCCACUCUGCCACGCCCCAGGUGCUCACAGUCUGUAUCUACAUCAACAAGCAGGCCAACACAGGCCCCAACCUGGACAGGAAGAAGAUCCAGCAGCUCCCUGAUCACUUUGGACCCGACAGGCCCUCCGUGGUGUUGCAGCAGGCCGUCCAAGGCUGCAUCGACAGCGCCUUCCAACAGAAAACGGUGUUCACUCUUCUCACACAAGGCUACGGGGGAGAAAAAAUAUCAGGUGUUGUACAGAGACCCCCCUCAGCCACAUUUGAUGGGAAGCAGCACCUUCUGAGCCUCCCCGUGGUGAACAGCAUCGACUAUGUGCUUCGUUUCCUGAAGAAACUCUGUCGCAGCUUGCACUGUGAAAACCUCUUCAGUGAUCAGCCCAUUACCCAGCACAGUGGUGGCUCCUACCAGUCAGAUGCUGAAACGUCCAUGGCUGAGGACUACCAUUUAGACCAGUCGGACGGCAAGCGCUACUCCGUGGACCCUGGUGACUCUGCUUUCAGCUCCAUAAGCUCGUCCUACUCGCCAAAGCCCUCCUACGGGUUUCGCUCGUCACAGCAGUUCCCCAACGGCUCGGCCUCCAUGAGCAUGUGCAGGCAGUCGUCCACCAGCCCAAACACGUUUCCAGAGAGCAACAGGACAGGAGGUUAUAAUGUGUCUCCAGAGUCCCAGGAGUCCAAAGCUCCACCCAAUAAGGACCCAUCCACCUGGUCUGUGGAAGACGUUGUCUGGUUCAUCAGGGAUGCAGACCCCCAGGCUCUUGGCCCACAUGCGGACGUCUUUAGAAAACAUGAGAUCGAUGGAAAUGCCUUGUUACUCCUAAAGAGCGACAUGAUCAUGAAGUACCUGGGACUGAAGCUGGGACCAGCCUUGAAGCUUUGCUACCACAUCGACAAACUAAAGCAGACUAAGUUCUGAAAACCUUCCACGAUUAUGUCUCCCCCCUUCUUGAAUCCAAGAGUACAUCUGAGUAGGAUUACGUCUGGGGAGCCCAGGUGUUGGGUCUCCGGGCGUGAGGUGAGCCACUUUCUUUGGGGUCCUCAGAAGCAGGUGUCACUUCCUUUUCUGCCACAAACGUGUAAAAGCAAAAAGGCUGCUAUUUUUACAGUUAAUGUAAAAUCCAAGAAAGCCCAAGAAGACCGUCUUUUAUGAAGACGAUUGUAAACUAACAAAAUUAUGAAUAAUAGGAGCAGAGUAAGAACAGGAUUGAACUUAACGCUGAUAUCAGUGGUGAUACGAUAGGGCUAAUAUGAAUGUUGUUUUCUCCAACAUUACCUGCAUUUUAUGUGACAACAACCAGGCUGAAUUUUUAAUAUAUUAUUCCCAACUAACACAAGAAACAUGGUUGUUUUUUUAACUCUACAAAAAACAUUAUGUGAACAUUACUUAAAGCUGCAGUAACACAUUUUUUGGCCACUAGGGGGCAGCUGAAACACAUUGUGAACACCACACUGACAUAUCAGCAUCCUUUAAAGUUGAUAUGGAGACUUAUUAGCAAACAGUUACUUAUUUACACAUCCAGCAGUUAUGGAGCAACAACAUUAUGAUUCAUUUGGAGUCAUGUUUCUGAAUCACAGAGAAUUUUGACUCUCGUUUAACUCUGUUUUUGGUCAUUUUUUAAAAUAUAUUGCUCUUUAGCUGCUAGCAGCUAGUCUUUAACGGUGUCUGUCUGCUGUUUUGUGCUGAGCAGGUAGUGUGCAAUGGGUUUUUAUAGAGGUUUUGCUGAAAACAGAUGCCUCAUGUGGCCAAAAGCAAGGCUAAAAGAGCAGUGAGAGUCAGCAAAAACAGUAACGUUGUGCUCUGGAGAGUCCAAAGUUCAUCACUUUGAGCAAUUUCAAGCUAUCAUUCGAUAGGUUGUUAUUAUAUUGAUUUUAGGUGCUUUAAAGUGGAAAAGUGUUUAAAGAGGGGGAUAAAAAGGAAAGUGACACCCCUCACUUCUGGGCACCCUAAAGGAAGUGGGGACCCAACUCUUUUCCCAUUGGCUUGUGUACCUGGGAUCCACAGACUUGAGAGCUGCAGUUGGAUCCUGAUACAGAUUUUUUUUGAAGAUUUCCAUGAUGUCAUGUAGUGAUAAUUACAAAUCCACCCCUCUCUCUCUCUGCCUCUCCUUCUCUCUCUCAUCUUUAACUUACUUGCUCUACUUUUGGCACAGAUUUUGGACUAGAAAUCUUCAGAUUGUGGAAUGCAUUCACCAUAUACAAACAUUAACAUAAAUGUAAUCAGUAAAAGAGGGCCAGUGUAAGAAAACGUUUUGUCUCACAAACCUCCAUGAGCAGCACAACUGUUGGCUGCAUGCAGAUUUCAUUAUAUAUAUAUAUACAGCAUAUAUGUAUUCAUCAUCUGACAAGAAAUGUAUAACAGAAAACACUUUAUACCUUAAGACUACUUUCACUUUGUCAAAUCUCACUAUAGGAUCUUGUUUACUUGUGUUUACCAAGCUGAAAACAUAUCUAUAACUGUACUGAAAAAUGGUGCAUUAAAUACUACAUUGCUUUUUGAUUGAGAGAUUUAGAGGAUCAUUUUGAUACUAUUUUUUCACAUUACUGUGUAAGGAAAAAAAGUAAUGUUCCCAUUGGAUUUGUCAUUCUUUUUUAUUAUAAUUUUAAUAUUAAAAAACAGUAUAACCUAAACAAAACAUAACAUAGAAUGACAGUAGCUCUCUUGUUACUAUAUAUAAAGAAAAAUGAGAGCAUCGUGAACGUGAUAUAUUUAUGUUUCAAUAUGCAAGAUUGUUACAUGCCAAUUAUCUCCAUAGGCUCUUCAUGUAUACUCAUAAGAACGUUUUUUUAUUUCAUAUGUUUCUAUGUUUUUAUCAAGCAUCAGUGUUGAUACAGAAGUUGUCAAAACACAUAAAACACGUAAAUGUUACACUAAGAAAACCUAAAACGGCCAUGUAAAUGGGUAUAUAAUAUAGUAUUGCUUUUGUAUACCACUUUUGGUGUACAGUAUGCAUCCUUUUUUAAUCAAUUAACCUUUGUAAGUGAAUGCUGCUGUAAAGAUAUUACAUGUAAGCCAUGCCUAGUGAGAUCAAGCUAAGGUGUUUUAUUUUGAAAAUCACUAUGAAUAAGAGUUUUAGAGAAAGCUGAGUGGAUCAGUACUCUAUGCUGGUGCUAAAAGUUAUCUAUGUAUUUAACUGUUUGCUUUUGUGUUUGUGAGAUGUAAAGGAAAUCUUAUGUGUAUACUGUACCGUAUGUGAGUAUUAAAUUAAGAAAUCAAGUAAUCAGA
Molecule: messenger RNA, 4559 nt
Organism: Lates calcarifer (barramundi perch)
Lineage: Eukaryota; Metazoa; Chordata; Actinopteri; Centropomidae
Product: sex comb on midleg-like protein 4
Exons: 8
Coding region: 996-2252 (418 amino acids)
Molecular function (GO): protein binding
Source: RefSeq, a predicted model, not a curated record